AUGGCAUUGAUCUCGGCCUUCCAGAGAGUCAAGUAUUCCCUUUGUAAUAAUUAUGACCUCUGUUGUGGUGUGUGUUGCAGAUUAAGUAAAGUGAGUUUGAACUGUUUGCUGUGGACUAAACAUUCCUGUCAAGCGAGAGCAAGUCAAAGUCAGCUGGAGCUAGUAAGAGAUGCCCGGGAUGAGUUCCACAAGUUCUGUCCAAAUGCUGACCUGCCACCACCUGCAUGCAGUGGAUCGGGAAACUGCAUGCAGCCGAUAACUCAGCUUGCACAACCGACAUUUUCAUCCACAGCAAUGACAUCUGCCUGUCCACUUUUUCCCACGGCGCUAACUUGUAUUGAUGGAUCUCUGACAACAUGCGAUGUGACGUUCACAACCGACUUCACGUUUUCCUCACUCCGAGAUGAUUUUACAUCAGUAUGCCAAGAUUUUCAAACAGCAAGUGCCCAACUGUCGGACUGUGUCGAAUUUGAAUCAUGUAUGAGUCAAAUCAAUUUCACAGACGUAACAGGCAGCUACACUGAUCCAACGUCAUGGUGUCGAUUACUGACAAAAGUCACCGCCUGUGUCUCGUGGAGUAUGAAACCAUGCGGCUUGGAUCUAACACAAGCACCAAAUCAUAACAUCUUUCAAAGUCUUUCAAACAAGCUGCAGUUGUGGAUGGGAAGAUGUCCAACAGUCAAAUUACCAGUCUCUCAGUGCAUGCACAUCGAUACGUGCAUUUCAAAGUUCCCACAACAGACCUCUGAUCUAUCGGUGACUGGGUUUUCUGCCGCAGUAGUCAGCCAGUAUUGCACAAAAACGAGUGAAGUGAUCACCUGCCUGGCAGACAGAAUGGUGAUGUGCGGCAUUGAGUCAACAACGAAGUACACCAUGCCGGAAGUGACUGUGCUCUACGAUCAAGCAUGUCCAGUGUUUUCCGUCACAGCAAAUAUCAAUACAUGUGAUCCGCUGAACAGGUGCCUGUCAACCAUUAAAAUGCCUGGCUCUGACUCCAUGGGAAAAUAUUUGGAUACUAACUUCUGGUGCAGCCUAGUUCGUGAUUUGACACUGUGUGUGCAGAAGACAAAAGACACUUGCAAAGUAACCUACUCUUUGACAGCCACUAUUGACAGCAUCAACAAGAAAUGUGCCCCAGAUGGGUUAGAUGCUAUAAAUGACGAUGAUAAUUCUGGGACAACAAGGCCUGUGGGCAAACCCAUUGGGGUAUCAGCAGCCGUGUUUGUGUAUGUGCUGGUGUGUGUUGUUUGGAAGUAGGGAACAAGAACGUGUUAGGAAAAUUAUGGAAUUCAAUCUGGAAUUCUGUCAAGAAACACUCACAUUCUACCAGUUGUACAAAGACGUCUUUAUUAUUAUUAUUAUUAUUAUUAAUUACUUACUUACUUACAGAUGAAUUUGCUAUAAAAUGCUUACUUACUUAUUUACUUACUUACUUACUUACUUACUUACUUACUUACAGAUGAAUUUGCUAUAAGAUGCUUACUUACUUAUUUACUUACUUACUUACUUACUUACAGAUGAAUUUGCUAUAAGAUGCAAAAGAUGUGGACAAUUAUUAUUAUUAUAUCCGUCAUUUAUUUUUAUAUAGAUAUUCCUACAAAUCUGAAUAGCUUUUGUAAUAUCUGGAGAAACAAACUAGGGUUUGGUGCUAGUUUUGAUUUAGUAACCUAUAAUCUGAGAUUGGCAAUCCUCUGGUGGUGCAAGAGGGAUGAAAUAUCCAGUUAAAGAUAUCCUCGAGAGUGGCUGUCCUCCUAUAGACAGAGAUUAUUUUAAUCAACCACUAUUUUGCCUAAUGUUAAUUCGACUCUGCACUGUGUAGAGAUAUUCGCCCUGGCCAUGAAUUUCGGUUGUGUCGUUCACAUUUGAAAUAGUUUUUGAGGAGACUACUGCCUCCCACCCACUUCACUAUCUAUGAACUAUAAUGCCAUCAACAUACUAACGUAAUAUGCAGCCCUGAAAUGUCUACAAUACAUUAAUGUCAAAGGUGGACUCAAACAUUUAUUUUGCACAUGAGAACUGAUCAAUAAAUAUAAAAUCAAUCAGCAGUAACCAAAGAAGCCAAAUAUUAUUAAUUCACAAGAGACAUUAUCCUAUAUCUAUUGUCAACCAAAACAACAUGAAAUACAAAUGAAAUCAUGAGUAAGCAACAAAUAUGCAUAAUGUUUAUGUUGUUGGGUGGUUUUUGUGGUUUUGUCUGUUUGUUUUGUUUUUGUUUUAACUACUUUUUUAUACGACGAAGGCUGGUAUUUUGAGAAAAUAAUAGCUUAUUAUGUUGUGUUUAAUCUCGGGUUGUGUUUAAUCUCACAUUUUUAUUGCGGUACAAAAUUAAAGGCGCAGACCCUAGUUUUAACACAUAAAAAAUGGACACCACGUUUAGUUAAUUUACAAACCUGUAACUCAUUUGGAUAAAGUUACAACAGAGUAAAACAAGAGUCUGUGACGUUAA
Molecule: messenger RNA, 2446 nt
Organism: Gigantopelta aegis
Lineage: Eukaryota; Metazoa; Mollusca; Gastropoda; Neomphalida; Peltospiridae
Exons: 12
Coding region: 1-1257 (418 amino acids)
Source: RefSeq, a predicted model, not a curated record